CCGCCGCUUAACAGAAGCCUCGUUUUCAAAAUUCGAAAAAUAUCAAACAUGUUCGGUGGAGGAGCUCCAGUUGUAGUGCUAAAUCAAAAUACCAAGCGUGAGUCAGGCAGGAAAGUCCAAUUAGGAAAUGUUACCGCUGCUAAGACCAUAGCUGAUGUUAUUAGAACAUGUCUGGGACCAAGAUCUAUGCUAAAGAUGUUGAUGGACCCAAUGGGAGGCAUCGUGAUGACCAACGAUGGAAAUGCCAUCCUACGUGAGAUUAUGGUCGAACAUCCAGCAGCUAAGUCUAUGAUUGAGAUUGCAAGGACACAAGAUGAAGAGGUUGGCGAUGGGACAACAUCAGUCAUCAUCCUAGCUGGUGAGAUAAUGUCUGUAGCAGAACAAUUCUUGAAACAAGAGAUGCACCCUACAGUGAUCAUCAGUGCAUACAGACAGGCCUUAGAAGACCUCAUAGAAAUACUAAGAGAACAAGUCAGUGUAUCAGUUGAUACUAAUGACAGACAAGAGAUGCUGAAGAUAGUGAAAAGCUGUGUAGGAACUAAAUUUAUCCGUAAAUGGUCAGACUUAGCUUGCCAAAUUGCCCUGGAUGCCACACAAACUGUUGCAUUGGAAGAAGGGGGACGCACAGAGAUCGACAUCAAACGAUAUGCCAAAGUAGAAAAAAUCCCUGGGGGUACAAUUGAAGAGAGUGAGGUUCUCAAAGGUUGUAUGAUCAAUAAAGAUGUUGUCCACCCCAAGAUGAAACGUAAAUUAACAAACCCACGUAUUCUGCUGUUGGACUGCAACUUAGAGUACAAAAAAGGAGAGAGCCAAACUAAUCUAGAAAUAACUAAAGAGGAAGACUUUAUGAAAAUCCUCCAACUGGAAGAGGCCUACAUCCAGAGUAUCUGCGAAGACAUAAUAAGCUUCAAACCUGACCUGGUCAUAACAGAGAAAGGCGUCUCAGAUCUGGCCCAGCAUUUUCUUGUGAAAGCAGGCAUCACAGCUAUCAGACGACUAAGAAAGUCUGACAACAACAGGAUAGCAAGAGCUGUGGGUGCUACUAUAGUAAGCAGAACUGAUGAGAUCAGAGAGGAAGAUAUAGGAACUGGAUGUGGACUCUUUGAAGUCAAGAAAAUAGGAGAAGAAUAUUUUACAUUUAUAACUGAAUGUAAGAACCCAAAGGCUUGCACAAUUCUUCUGCGAGGUGCCAGCAAAGACAUACUCAGUGAAGUUGAGAGGAAUCUCCAAGAUGCUAUGAAUGUUGCUAGGAAUGUACUUGUUGACCCUAGACUUGUACCAGGUGGAGGCGCUGGAGAGAUGGCUCUGUCUUGUGCAUUGAAUGAGAAGUCCAAGAGCAUCACAGGGGUGACCCAGUGGCCAUAUAGGGCUGUAUCUAGAGCUCUAGAGGUGAUUCCCAGGACUCUCAUCCAGAAUUGUGGCGCCAACACAAUCAGAACCCUCACUGCACUCAGGGCUAAGCAUGCGACAGAGGGUAACACCACAUGGGGCAUAGAUGGCGAAUCUGGUAACCUUGUAGACAUGAAAGACUAUGGUGUCUGGGAACCAUUCUCAGUCAAGGCACAGACGUAUAAGACUGCCAUUGAGACUGCUAUCUUAUUGUUAAGAAUAGAUGAUAUCGUAUCGGGAACAAAGAAACAAUUGGAUACACAGGGUGCACCACAAGCGCCACCUGCUGGUGGCCCAGAGGCGUGAUGAUCUCAAUGAUUAGCCAAUCAGAAUUGAUCUUUUAACUCCCUACUUGACACUCAUAUACACUAAUUCAUGUCAUAGACAUAGAUGUACACUAUAUACAAUGUGGAGCAAUGUACUUUAAUUUAUUCAAUAGAUGAAGGACAUUUCUAGUUCUUG
Molecule: messenger RNA, 1851 nt
Organism: Owenia fusiformis
Lineage: Eukaryota; Metazoa; Annelida; Polychaeta; Sabellida; Oweniidae
Source: the annotation of a GenBank genome assembly